AUGGAUGAGGCCAUCUCAACAUUCGUCACCAUCACGGGGGCGACACCCGAAGUCGCGAGCGGCUUCCUACAGAUAACCAAUGGAGAUUUUGAACGGGCGGUCGGAUUGUUUUUUGAGAACCCAGACCUUGCCUCGGGAGUUGGUGCUGGAAUAGUACCGUCUGCCUCCCGACCGGCAAAUCUGGCUCCGUCGACCCUUCGACCUAACGUGGGGCGAGAAGAUGCCGCCGGGGUCAUUCAUAUAAGCGACGACGAAUACGACGACAUGGUGGGAGAUGUGGAGGAAGAUGGCAACGGCAAUGGCGAAGACGAACGCGUUGCCAUCCAGCAUGCAGCUGCCGUGGCUCAGGAGGAAGAAGAUGCAGAGAUGGCAAAGCGACUGCAGGAGGAGCUGUAUCAGGGCAGUUCAGGGAGCCUAGGGGAGCAACAGGAAGUGAGGGCACCGAUUGCGCGAACGACCGAGACCCUUGUUGCCCCGUGGGAUGGCGGUCCGGACGACGAGGCACUGUUUUUGCGACAGCUUCAAAACAGAAGGCGCUCUCCCCCUCGAAGAGGAGGACCUUUUGGUCAGCGCAUAUGGGGAGACGCUUCCAGUUCGGGGAAUGCGGCGGAGAACGGGAGUCACGCGCGACGCCUGGAAGAUCUCUUCCGGCCACCCUAUGAUCUGAUGACCCGUUUGCCGUGGGAUGAGGCAAGAGCCCUCGGGAAGGAAGACAAGAAGUGGAUAUUGGUUAACCUUCAAGACAUGAACGAUUUCAACUGCCAGGCCCUCAACAGGGAUAUUUGGAAAGACGGCGCCGUUCGAGAACUCGUGUUGGAAAACUUCAUCUUCUUGCAAUACGACAAGGACUAUCCUGACUCUGAGGAAUACGUCACAUUCUACUUGCCCAGCCAGACGCAUGAGAACCCCGACAACUACCCGCACGUGUCCAUCGUCGACCCUCGAACGGGGGAGCAGGUCAAGGUGUGGACCGGCAGACCGUUCCCAAGCGCCGCCGACUUCCACGCCGAGCUGGCCGAGUUUCUCGACAGGUACAGCCUCGCUGCCAACAGCAAGAACCCUGUUGCCAAAGCCACAGCGAAGAAGCCGCCGGUAGUGGACGUAAACAGGAUGACCGAGGAAGAGAUGCUGGAAAUGGCGCUGCAAAACAGCCUGGCGGGCGGCGAGAGCAGCGGAUCGGCGUCGGCGGCAAACAUUCACGAUCCGGACGCCCUCACAAAGUCCCCGGGAGCCGGUGGAAGCGCUCAGGAAGCCAAAGGCAAGCAGCGCGAAGGGGCGCCCGAGGAAAGCGGCGGCUUUGCCCUGAUUUCGAGCGGCAGACGGCAUGUGGAGCCGGAAAACGACCCCGCGACAACCACCAGGAUACAGUUCAGGCAUGCCACGGGGCGCGUGAUUCGGCGCUUCCACCUGCGAGAUCCCGUGCGGCGGAUUUACGAGUGGCUCAAAGCCGAGCCGUUGGAGGGCAAGGCCGGUAUCGAGUUUGAGCUGAAGAAGAUGCCGCAAGGGCAGGACCUGAUGGAGAAGCUGGACAGCAGCAUCGAGGACAGCGGACUGAAGCAAGGCACGGUAAUGAUUGAGUUCAUCGAAGACUGA
Ustilaginoidea virens is the source of this 1593-nucleotide messenger RNA. RefSeq lists its product as uncharacterized. The transcript is spliced from 2 exons. Gene Ontology annotation, molecular function: ubiquitin binding. Gene Ontology annotation, cellular component: nucleus. The record is from RefSeq and is a predicted model, not a curated record. Lineage: Eukaryota; Fungi; Ascomycota; Sordariomycetes; Hypocreales; Clavicipitaceae. Gene Ontology annotation, biological process: proteasome-mediated ubiquitin-dependent protein catabolic process. The coding region runs from base 1 to 1593 and encodes 530 amino acids.